Molecule: messenger RNA, 498 nt
Organism: Lycium ferocissimum
Lineage: Eukaryota; Viridiplantae; Streptophyta; Magnoliopsida; Solanales; Solanaceae
Exons: 8
Coding region: 61-498 (145 amino acids)
Source: RefSeq, a predicted model, not a curated record
AGUUACUUUACUUCUCAUUUUUCAUUUUAUAAGUCUCUUGUUGUUCUUCUCAUUGGUGCAAUGGCUGAGAAUGGAGCUUCUUCUGAUGCUCAUUCAAGCAGCACUAGUUCCACUCAUUCAAGCACCACUAGCAGCAAUAUGGACUAUGCCACCACUGAAUCACGACACAGACAGGUUUUCUUGCGGAUGAUGUCACAACAAGCAUUUAUGUUUCGACUUGCAAGACUCGCCUACAUCACUAGCAGCAAUAUGGACUAUACCACCACUGAAUCACGUCGCAGACAGGUUUAUCUCCAAAGGAUGUCACAAUAUGCAUUUGUUUUUCAACUUGCUAGAGAAGGCUGGCUUGAGUCGAUGCAAAGAGAGGUGAGUCAAAUUAGGCAGCAACAGCGUCGUGCAGAAAGAGUGCUAGGAGACGGUGCAAAUGCAAGUGCCGCCAUUGGGGCGACCUCAGCAACCCAAGGAGAAUCCCAUAACGAUGCAGAGAAAAGAGAAUAA